AUGCCCAGAGUAUAUAUUUCUGAUCCCAGAAGGAAACAGUACAGGAAAAGGAAUGAUUGUGAUUUAAAUACUGCUGCUGACGAAGUUAAAAAUGGAAUUUCUCUAAGGAAAGCUGCUGAAAACCAUAAUGUAAGUUACUCAACACUCCAAAAAUGGGUUAAAACUGAUGGAAAAAGGAAAAAAAUUGGAGGUCAAACUGUUUUAGAUGAAGACAUGGAAAAAAUGAUUGUUGAAAGAUUAGUGAAAUGUGCUGAAUGGGGUUAUUCCAUUUACACUAUGGACCUACGAAUGAAAGUAUAA
Molecule: messenger RNA, 300 nt
Organism: Macrosiphum euphorbiae (potato aphid)
Lineage: Eukaryota; Metazoa; Arthropoda; Insecta; Hemiptera; Aphididae
Source: the annotation of a GenBank genome assembly